GAGCGCGUCACCGGCGCCGCCAGACGCGCCGCGCUGCCCAAUCGGCGGAGGCGCAGGGACAUAAAAGUGCGGCUCCAGCUCCGCGCGCGCGGAUCGGGGGCUGGAGGUCGGGGCGAGCGGGCGCCCCCCGUGCGCGGAGAGCCUCAGGGGUCCCUCCCCGGACCGCCCCGCGCCCGCCAGCCCGCCCGCAGCCCGGCGGGGACACCCGGACGGCGCGUUCCCAGGCGCCGAGGCUCCAGCAAAAUGGUCCCGCGCUGGACGCUGCUCCUCCUCCUCCUCCCCUUGGCGGGGGCCACGGAGCGCCCCGGAGGCCGGGAGGACGGCCCGGGCCUGGCGGCGACCCCGGCCGCGCCCAACGCCUCGCACUUCUGGAACAACUACACCUUCUCCGACUGGCAAAACUUUGUGGGCGGGCGGCGCUACGGGGCCGAGUCCCAGAACCCCACGGUGAAAGCGCUGCUCAUCGUGGCUUACUCCUUCAUCAUCGUCUUCUCGCUCUUUGGCAACGUCCUGGUGUGUCAUGUCAUCUUCAAGAACCAGCGAAUGCACUCGGCCACCAGCCUCUUCAUCGUCAACCUGGCCGUCGCCGACCUGAUGAUCACGCUCCUGAACACCCCCUUCACUUUGGUCCGCUUCGUGAACAGCACAUGGGUGUUCGGGAAAGGCAUGUGCCACGUCAGCCGCUUCGCCCAGUACUGCUCCCUGCACGUCUCUGUCCUGACGCUGACAGCCAUUGCCGUGAACCGCCACCAGGUCAUUAUGCAUCCACUGAAACCCCGGAUCUCCAUCACAAAAGGUGUCAUCUACAUCGCAGUCAUCUGGACCAUGGCUACCUUCUUUUCACUCCCACAUGCUAUCUGCCAGAAAUUAUUUACCUUCAAGUACAGUGAGGACCUUGUUCGCUCCCUAUGCCUGCCAGACUUUCCUGAGCCAGCUGACCUCUUCUGGAAGUACCUGGACUUGGCCACCUUCAUCCUGCUUUACAUCCUACCCCUCCUCAUCAUCUCUGUAGCCUAUGCCCGUGUAGCCAAGAAGCUGUGGUUGGGCAACACAAUCGGCGACGUGACCACGGAGCAGUACCUGGCCCUGCGGCGCAAGAAGAAGAAGACCAUCAAGAUGCUGAUGCUGGUGGUGGUGCUCUUUGCCCUCUGCUGGUUCCCCCUCAACUGCUACGUCCUCCUCCUGUCCAGCACGGCCAUCCGCGCCAACAAUGCCCUCUACUUCGCCUUCCAUUGGUUUGCCAUGAGCAGCACCUGCUACAACCCCUUCAUCUACUGCUGGCUUAACGAGAACUUCAGGGUGGAGCUGAAGGCAUUACUACGCAUGUGCCAGAGGCCACCCAAGCCUCAGGAGGAGAGGCCACCCUCUCCAGUCCCUUCCUUCAGGAUGGCUUGGACAGAGAAAGGCAAGGGGCGGAGGGCUACGCUAGCCAACAACCUCCUGCCCUCCCCCCAGCUCCAGUCUGGGAAGACAGACCUAUUGUCUGUGGAGCCCAUUGUGGCGAUGAGUUAGAGGAGGGUGGGAAGAGGCAGAGGGGAGGGCUCUGUCUACAGCUGAGAUUGGGAGAGAGCCUGAGGACAGAGCCUGGAAAAGAGCCUGUCCUCUCAUACAUGACCUUCACCAUGCUGGAAACAAGUUCCUGCAGAAGCCAUAGGACUCUUGAGUUCCUAGGAAACUGCUUAGCUUCCUGGCCACAUUUGAUGUGAAGACUAAAAGGCAUCUACCAACUAGACAUAUGUUUGUGAAUUUCUGUCUGAGAAAUGCUGUGAGGAAUAUCACCCCGGUUCCUGAGCCAGAGAACAAGACAACUUCAGCCCAGAUGGAGGCUGAGUCAGUCAACUGCCUCCCACUGUCAGGCAGCUGCCUUACCUCCCUCCCUGCCACUGAGCAUCCUUAAGGACACCUGAGUCAUAUUUGGGUGUGGCUGACCCAGAUGCACAGAGCUGUGCUUGAAGAAGCUCGUUGCACAGUUCAAGGUUAGCGAACCAGAGUUGGCACAGAUGUUUUCACGCCUCACUCUCUGAAGUCAUGGGACCAGGGUGGAUCACAAUUUUGUCGUAGCCUGGCCUGAUAUUUGAUAAGAAAGGAACAAUUUGGUUGCUUAAAACAACAACAAAAAUUAUUAUUAAAACUUUGGAAAAUUCAGAAAAGCACAAAGAAGAAAAUAAAAAUCACCCCCUUCUCCCUACGUGUGAUAAGCUGUUAGCUGUGGAUUUAUUUGCAACUUUUUCUUUCGUGCCUGCGUGUGAUUCAUUUCAUGAUGAACUGCACUUUGCCAUGCAGGGAUAAGCAAGAAACGGGCACAGCAGAGAACCCUUGAGCCUCUCUCCCAGGAAUAGUGUCCACCACUAACAGGAGAGUUAGAAGACGAGGUGGGAGAGGAGCUCCAGGAGAAGACUGUCACAGAGCAGUCAGACUGCCUUCCUCUUGUAGUCAGUGGUGAGGGGGGCCUGGCUGAAGUAACUCUUUUCAGAUGGUGGCCAUUGUGAUGAGCUGGGAACAAAGCUCACCCAAGAGCCACAAUUCCUUCUCUCCUGGAAUCACACAGAAUGGGAGGCAGAAAGCCUUGCCCUGCUUUCACAGGAGAUGAGGGAGCAGACUUUCCAACAUGCUGGAAAUCAUUGUAAGACACCUCACACCCCCUCCCCCAAUCUAUCUAGAGAGGCCAUUUCUCUGUGUUGCCUAAAUAGUAAGGCUUCUUUAUUUUCUUCAUUGUCAGCAUCACUUACAGAAACCUGUGCCAUCAUUGUGAUGGUCCUUCAGGACUCAACGUGCCAGAGAAACCUCAUUCCAGAGACUGAGCGUUUCAUCACCUUCUAUCUAAAAGACGCCUCAGGCAGAAAAGAGCUUCAUUCACCAGCCUGACAUCUGGGUUCUGGGUUGCAACUCUCACCGGUUUUAGCUUUCUUCUAGCACCAGACAGAUCCAGAAAGCAAAGCAUGCUUAUGGAGCAGAGUGGGAAACUCAGGUUUGGGGAGAAGGGGUUUCUCCAAGGUUCACUUAGAUCACGUGGCUGUUAAUGGAAACUGAACUUGGUCCUAUCACUUGCUUCCCUAUAAUGAACCAUGGGACUUUGUUAUACUAUUCUAUUUAUGAGGAAGUUUGAAACUUUUCAGGAUGUAAAGUUUUGAAAAAAAUCAUCUUUUGAACAGUGGGUAAGAAAGUGACUUUCAUGGAACAGAGCUGUCUGAAUCCAUAGGGAUCCCCAGGUGGGUUUUUCUGUCCAAAUGGCUCCCAUGUCUGUUGGGGUCCAGCCCCAGCAGGUCCAGUGGUUCCCAAAGGUGUGGACGGAGUCGGCGAAGAAGGAAUGGCAUGGAGACAGUGUUCAGUUGAUCAGCAGCCUAGCCAGCUUCUCCCUCCAGGUUCUCUAGCUAGAUUCUCUCUUUAUUCUCCCGUUAUAUCUGUAUUUAUACCAUUUGAUUUUAAUCCUAUCCAUUCUAUUCCAAAGGUUAGGGCAUUUGUUAUCUCCAUUCCAAGGUCACUACUCUACUGUUCUGUUAAGCUACAAGGAAGUAACUGAAGGAGAUUAUCCUAAGUAAAGAUUAUGUAGCUUAAGCGUGAUUGUUCGUAGUUAAGGUGAUUAAAUACCCGCCUGGCACUUAGUUAAGGGGUUUUACUGAUUUAUUCCCUUCCUUAGUCCUGUUAAUCCCUAACUCCAGGGAAAAAUUCCCACCUGGGGAAACAACCUUUCUCGGAGAGGUGACCCUGGUUAAAACACAUAGCGCUAAGAAGGGGAGCAAACAUAUUAAGAACAGUAUGCCAUAUAUGCCAGGUCCCUUGAAACAUAUGCUAUGCAGAUGUUUCUUCCCUGCAGCAACUGUGUCAAGCAGCAAGCGUGUCUGUGCCUGUUGUCUCUGUAGCAUCGAAAAGUAGCUUAGUGUUGCCAUAGAAAUUCUAUGAACCAGAGAGAGAGUGGGCAGCGGGGCCACCGUGUUCCUGAACUUUGCCUCUCUCUCUCCCAGAGCUUCUAGAAAUAUGGUCGAGUCACAGAGAAGCUCUUUUUGGGGGAAGGACUCACUGUUGGCCCAUUAGGUCUGUGUCUCCCGCCUGUAACUUGUCUGUCCCCCUCCCUAUGUUCCCUACGUGCCUCAGAGCAAAAAGUGAAUUAUAUUGUGAAUGUGAAAUUUGUAAAACUUGAGUCUUUCUAAUGUGCUAUAAUGUGUAUUUUAGUGUACACUGCUCCAUUCUCAAUAAAAUAACUUUGGGUG
Molecule: messenger RNA, 4208 nt
Organism: Myotis daubentonii (Daubenton's bat)
Lineage: Eukaryota; Metazoa; Chordata; Mammalia; Chiroptera; Vespertilionidae
Gene: GPR83
Product: G protein-coupled receptor 83
Biological process (GO): neuropeptide signaling pathway
Cellular component (GO): plasma membrane
Molecular function (GO): neuropeptide Y receptor activity
Source: RefSeq, a predicted model, not a curated record